AUGGCAGGUGGAGGUUUUGUGUCAGAAGGAGGAAGUGGUGGAAGAGAUUAUGAAGGAGGAGUCACAGUUUUCGUUGUCAUAACAUGUAUGGUUGCGGCCAUGGGAGGUCUCCUCUUUGGUUAUGACCUUGGAAUCUCAGGAGGUGUGACAUCAAUGGAUGAGUUUCUUAGCAAGUUCUUUCCACUGUUAGAGCGGCAGAGGGUAAAGGCGAAGCACGAGACGGCUUACUGCAAAUUUGAUGACCGAAAGCUCCAAUUGAAGUAUGGACGAAAGGUUUCCAUGUUUACCGGUGGACUUGCUUUCCUCACCGGUGCACUGAUCAACGCCUUUGCCAUUAAUGUCACAAUGCUCAUCAUCGGUAGACUUUUGCUCGGUGUAGGUGUGGGAUUUGCUAAUCAGUCAACUCCGGUUUACCUCUCGGAAAUGGCUCCAGCAAAGAUAAGAGGAGCGCUAAACAUUUGUUUAGCAGCUGUUCCAGCAAUUCUUAUGGUGAUCGGAUCAUUCUUUUUGCCCGAUACACCAAACUCAAUGCUUGAGAGAGGCAAAUACGAGGAAGCAAAACAAAUGUUGAAGAAAGUACGAGGAACGGAAAACGUUGACCAUGAGUUUCAAGAUAUACGCGAUGCAUGUGAAGCUGCUAAAAAGGUAGAACAUCCAUGGAAAAACAUCAGGCAGAGCAAAUACAGACCGGCUUUAGUCUUCUGCUCGGCCAUUCCCUUUUUCCAGCAGAUUACUGGAAUUAAUGUCAUUAUGUUCUACGCUCCUGUUCUCUUCAAGACUCUUGGUUUUGGAGAUGAUGCUGCUCUUAUGUCGGCUGUAAUAACCGGUGUAGUUAACGUGCUCGCGACCUUUGUCUCCCUAUACUCGGUUGAUAGAUUUGGAAGAAGGUUUCUUUUCCUUGAAGGUGGCAUUCAAAUGUUCAUAUGUCAGAUUCUUGUUGGUUCAUUUAUCGGUUUAAAAUUCGGAACCACGGGAACCGGAACCUUGACACCAGCAACAGCAGACUGGAUUCUUGUUUUCAUAUGUGUGUACGUUGCUGGAUUUGCAUGGUCAUGGGGUCCAUUGGGUUGGUUAGUACCCAGUGAGAUCUGUCCACUGGAAAUCAGACCAGCGGGACAAGCCAUCAACGUCUCAGUCAACAUGUUCUUCACUUUCCUCAUCGGUCAAUUCUUCUUGACAAUGCUUUGUCACAUGAAGUUUGGUCUCUUCUACUUCUUUGCAGGCAUGGUUGCCAUCAUGACCAUCUUCAUCUACUUUUUGUUUCCGGACACCAGAGGUGUUCCCAUUGAAGAGAUGGGAAGAAUUUGGAAGCAACAUUGGUUCUGGAAAAAUUACAUUCCAGAUGAUGCAGUUAUUGGUGGACAUGAUGAAAACUAA
Brassica napus (rape) is the source of this 1377-nucleotide messenger RNA. Its product is annotated as sugar transport protein 10-like. Gene Ontology annotation, molecular function: monosaccharide transmembrane transporter activity. Gene Ontology annotation, biological process: monosaccharide transmembrane transport. Lineage: Eukaryota; Viridiplantae; Streptophyta; Magnoliopsida; Brassicales; Brassicaceae. The transcript is spliced from 5 exons. The record is from RefSeq and is a predicted model, not a curated record. The coding region runs from base 1 to 1377 and encodes 458 amino acids. Gene Ontology annotation, cellular component: membrane.